AUGAAGUUUCUCGUCGCCUCUAUUAUAGGCACUCUGGUUGCCUUUUCGCACUCCUCCCCAGUGGACAACGGUGGCACUCGCGACGUUAGAUGCGCAGUUGAUAGCGAUUCAGGACUCUGUCGCAGCGUCGAGGAGUUCUAUCACGGCGAUGCAUCGACAUGGUCGGGGAGCGACAUGCAUCGCCGUAGGGUGGACACUGGGCCACCACGACCUGCACCGGAUAGGGAACUGCCAGAAGAGAAGGGCCCCAACAACCCCCCCGAAAAGCCCAAAGGGCCACCAUCCGAUAACGGUGAUGUUGGCAAGAGGAUCCUUCAAAAGGCACUGACUGCCAAGGGCAAGCCGUACGCCUGGGGAGGAGGCUCAUGCAAGGGCCCAACCGGCGACAUCGCACCCAAAAAUCACGGGGAAGUUGGGUUCGAUUGCUCGGGGCUGGUGUGCUGGGCCGUUUGUCAGGUCACAGGCCGCGACCUGUUUGCUGAGAACUUGCGUGUGACUUCAUCGAUGUACUGCGCUUCAGAGAAGAAACUAAAGUACAAGGACUCGGGAGAUAGGAUGUGGAAUGCUCCCAACGACCGCGUCAACAAGGUGCAGGAGAACAGGAUAACCAAGUUUGGCGCGAAGCCUUGCCCAUAUGUCAUUCGUUUCACGUUGUGA
Uncinocarpus reesii 1704 is the source of this 657-nucleotide messenger RNA. RefSeq lists its product as uncharacterized. The transcript is spliced from 3 exons. The record is from RefSeq and is a predicted model, not a curated record. Bases 1 to 657 code for a protein of 218 amino acids. NCBI's taxonomy places the organism in Eukaryota, Fungi, Ascomycota, Eurotiomycetes, Onygenales, Onygenaceae.